AGUAUCAAGCUAGUUUGUGAGUUUUUUUGGCAAUCUGGUCAAUGAAAAUUUUGCUGUCGACACAGAGCUGUUGGAUCCCUGCGGUCACAAAUGCUCCGGCGAAAAUCCCUAUUUCAUCUCAUGUUUUCCCAGCUGGAGACGGCUGUGUGUAAAUGACGGAAAGAAGCCGGGCUGGGCGCACAUUUGUCUGAGACUGUUACACUUAGAAACUCGCCGCCCAGAAACGACUUGCUUGCUUUGAGGAGAAAAUAAAACACUAAUCGAGAAGAACUUGGAAUACGCAGUCAUUCUUGCUCAGAAUCCCAGCAUUUGGUGCUCGGGUACAGACAAUCACUUGAAGCCCUGCAGCCUUGCUUUGACAUCACCAUCACUUCAUGUUAAACUCACCCAAGGAUGCUGUCAUGACGGGGGUGGGAGCAGAAGAUGAUAUCCCACUUGGUGAGAGGAAAACUGUCACAGACUUCUGCUAUCUCCUAGAUAAAUCCAAGCAGCUUUUCAACGGCUUGAGAGAUCUUCCUCAGUAUGGACACAAGCAGUGGCAGUCUUAUUUUGGCCGUACCUUUGAUGUGUACACAAAGUUGUGGAAGUUUCAGCAACAGCACAGACAGGUGCUGGACACCCGAUACGGUCUCAAGAGGUGGCAGAUUGGAGAGGUGGCAUCCAAAAUUGGCCAGCUCUACUACCAUUACUACCUCCGUACCUCGGAAACCAGCUACUUAAAUGAAGCAUUUUCCUUCUACUCAGCCAUUCGUCAGCGUUCAUAUUACUACCAGGUCAACAAGGAAGACAGGCCUGAACUGGUAGUGAAGAAGCUGAGGUACUAUGCUCGCUUUAUUGUGGUUUGUUUGCUGCUCAACAAGAUGGACCUGGUUAAAGUUCUGGUUAAGGAGCUGUCUGAAGAGAUUGAGGACUACACCCAGCGCUUCAACACGGAAGAUCAAUUAGAGUGGAAUCUGGUGUUGCAAGAAGUUGCUGCUUUUGUUGAGGCAGAUCCAGUUUUGAUCCUGAAUGAUGACAACACAGUACUGGUUAAGUCCAAUCGGCUGCAUGAGGGGGGUGUGCCCCAAUUAGAACCGGGCAUGGUGGUUGGUCAGCUCACCCUGGCUGAUGCCCUAAUAGUGGGCAAUUGCAACAAUCAGGUAAAGUUCAGUGAGUUGACCAUCGAUAUGUUCCGCAUGCUCCAGGCCCUCGAGAGGGAACCUUUGAACCUGGCCACACAAAUUACCACCAAACCAGGGACACUUGUAAGAGAAGACUCUUACACCCUCCCUGUCUCUCUCACUGAGCCCAGUGAAAAGCCAGCCAAAAGGGAGAACCCUCACAAGUACCUACUGUAUAAACCCACCUUCAGCCAGCUCUACACCUUCCUGUCUGCUUCCUUCAAGGAGCUACCAGCCAAUAGUGUGCUGCUGGUGUAUCUCUCGGCUACAGGGGUCUUUCCCACUGGACGCUCAGAAUAUGAAGGACCUUAUGACUUUGGAGGAGUUCUGACCAAUACUAAUCGUGAUGUGGUAAAUGGUGAGACGGUGCAGAAGAGAAACCAGGCACAGAAAGAGAUGCAUUGCCUUCACCCAGGAGACCUGUAUCCCUUUACCAGGAAACCCCUCUUUAUCAUUGUAGACUCAUCUAACAGCACAGCAUACAAGAAUUUCUCCAAUCUGUUUGGCCAGCCACUGGUGUGCCUGCUUUCUCCUGCUGUUUAUCCGAAGAGCAUGCAAGCAGACCAGUCCCAACGUGGGAGUCUCUUCACUCUCUUCCUCUACAACCCCCUCAUGGGCUUCUUGUCUAUCUGUGGGCUGACCAGCAUGCACCAGGGAUUGUGGGAAAAGGCCCAGGAGUUCUUGGGGAAAGUUUCCCAUGACAUUGGCCAGAUGCUCACUAGCUCUCGAGCCAUCGACCAGGCCUUCCUGCAGUUCUAUGGGGAUGAAUUUUUGAGGCUGCUGAUGGUUCGAUUUGUGUUCUGUUGUGCUACUCUCCGACUCCAUAAGCUCUUCCAGGAAGCACAGAGUUUUCCAGAAUCGUACCCUCAGCUGCCUAAACAGGAGAUGGUGGAGAACAGCCUUUUACAGAAACGCGUACUGGAGCUGGCUGCCAUGCUAGAUGUGCAGAACCUCUUCAGUGACGGCAUGUUAGAUAACUAUUGACCACAUGGUGGCAUGCCAGCACAUGAUACAUGCUUAGACACAUGCACACAUGCACACAAAUCUCAUAGGCAGGUCAUCCCUAAAGAACUUGCUGGUGGUUUAAUUUAAUCUCUCUAUAUAUAGAUCUAGAUAGUUUUUAUCAAUUUAAAAGUGAAAUGUCUCCAUCUUUGUGGUCAAGUAUUUACACGUUUGCCAUUUUCAUUUAUAUUUUGAGAUUUGAGAAGAACUACAAACCCUCCUGCAAAUAAUAGCUCCCAGCAUACAAGAUUGCACAUUCAUUUAUAUGUAUUUAUUGUAUUAUUGUGCAAUGCAGUCACACAGAUAUAAAGCUCUCGAGUAAGGCCAGUCAUUGAAGUUAUAAAGGAACAUUGGAGAACAAAAAAAGGUGGGCCAGCUGAGGUCAGUGAAGAAGUGGGAAAUACUGCCUGAUGAUAAAUCAGUCAGAUUCUUCCAAAGAUUUCUGAGGAAAUUUGCAUUUUUUUGUGAGAAAGGCAUUUUUGUGCUUUCUCUUAUUUAAGCCUUUGCCUCUGCAACGUUUACGUAACCUGUCUCAAAAGAGCGAACUGCGUGUGCAAUUGUUUGCUUCAGCGUUCAGUUGUCUUCUACACUUCUUGGCUUUUUAAAAUUUUUAUUUGUAUGCCUUUUUACUGUUUACAUGUGUUUUGCGUCGUGUGUUCUGUGAACUCAAGUUCAGCCUUUUUGAAGCAGAUUUAAAAUGGUACAACUCUUUUGGACCGUUCUAGUAUUUUAACCAAUUAAUGACAUUUUUUCUAUGUUCUACAUGACAAUGACAAGGAAUCUUGGAUUUUACCGACAUUUUUUCACAGAAUUCUUUUGAGCAUGUCUCUCAGUAGUGUCAUUAGCCCAUACUUAUGCAGCUGAUGUCAUAACCUGAUGUCUAAUUCCAUAUGUAUGGUGGACACCUAUAGCUGAAACUCACUUUUUAGAAUGUUGCUGAGAUGUACAAGCUGUUAUUCCUAUACAUAGGUGUACAAAAUGGAUUGUAAAUAUAUAUAAAUGUAUAAUUAUAAAAAGAACAAAAUGUGAUGCACAGAGGUGUGUCUAUCUGACUUGUUUUGCCAUAGAUCACCUGUGAAAAGAUGACCCUCUGCAUGUUAACUGAGACUGUAUGUGCAAUGUUCAUAAAUGGACUAGGAUGCUGUCCAGGUGUGCCCCCCAGAGGUAUUUGACAAAGUGCAGCAACCAGCAUACAUUCCAAGAACAAACUGCAUAUCAGGAGAAUACUCUUUAUUCUCCUCUUUUAAAAUCUUCCUUUCACUUAAAACAUAAAUCGUCUUAAAUAAAGUGAUGUGGUUAUAGCUUCUUUGUUUAUUACCUUAAUUGAUCAUGUUAUUAAUAAUAAUAAUAAUUACAACCAUGAUGAUAGCCCUGCACUUUACUGCACUGAAGUUUGACUUGGUGUUGUUUGUUGUGCUCUUGGUAAGAGGCAUGUCUGAAACUGCUCAUUCUUUUGUUUGUUACAACUCUCUUGUGUUGCAAAUUCCUUUUUAAAAAUGUUCUCUCUGAAAAAAUGCACAUUCAUUCUGAGCUCAUGCAGCACAAGUUAGAGCUAAAUUAACUUUUCCAGAGUACAUUUGGUUCUUUAACAUGGGAUUACAUGAGAUGAAUUUGGCUAUUUUUUUAUUAUAUUACAGUUUGCAGAUUUCUAGAUUGACCCAUCCUCUUCCAUACUAUAAACUGAACACAGGUAGAGGGUGUUGGUACAAGUUCUUGUUGCCAGUCACAUUGGACCACCAUGUUCUUAGUAUAAAGAAGCAUAAAGGUCCAAUAACCAUGAAUCUUCUCUUUUGGACCAUUCAGCAUUGAGCUGGGGUACUAUAAUUAAAAAAAAAAACACCUUCUCACCAUUGUAUGUGCUUUAACAUUGUUUCAUUGGUUUCAGAGUGCUUUAUGUGGGAAUUCCCAUUCUGGGAAUUAAUCCAUAAAUCUUCUCAAAUCCACAUUGGUUAAACACAUUUAGUUUAUUUUCAGAUAGUGUAAAAGCAUAGCCUUCUGCCCAAUCUAAAUGUCCCAUCUUAUCUGGACUUCUCUGGUAGAAAAAUAGACUUAAUGUGCACAAGGGCCAUAGGGCUGUCUAAUUUUUCCAUUGAUCUAGGCUGUAAGAAUGCAGAUUUUCUCCGAACUUCUAGAAAGGGCGCUUGGCAUGCAGGCUGCAGCACACGUGUCAGCACAAAGAAAAUAGGAGUUAAAAAUAAAUACAUAAAAAAUAAAAAAUGCUUGAGAAAAAAAGGAAAAAUGUCUUCCAAAGUAAGUGAUGCACAAUUCAUGUGCAAAAUGCGCAUGCUUGCAGCUGAGUGACCUCACAGAUUCAGGUAACAAUGUUGGUCCAAAGUCUACUAUCUGAGCACAUGGAGCAGGAAUCCAGCUGUUUAGAUUGUGCACAUCUUUUUACUAUCUUUCUUAAUCACUGCCAAAUAGAACCAGCCCCAGAGUUUACCUAAACAUUCCACUACAAAUCAGCGUGUUGAGUUCUUAAUGCAUUUGGACACUCAAUUUGUCCUUUUUGUAAGUUUUUUUUAAGCUUUUUCCUCUGAACAGAGGUAGGUUAGAGAGCAACUUGGAAUGAAACACAUGGAGGGUGUUUCCGCUACCUGAUCAGUAGACCUUUAAAUGCUGUGUUUUACAUUCAUUUUUGUGUGAAAGUAUUGGUAACAUUAUCUAAAAAUGCCAUAGAAAUUUCUUUGAUGGUCAUCUGUCCUUACAAUUGUAUAAAACUUGGUGUAGCACUUCCAGCAAUUUUUAAAAUUUCCAUCUGCAGCAUCAGCAGUAUAGUUGAUUAUUAUGGACAGUAAUUUUGAUGGAUGGAAGAACCGAAAACCAGCUGACUGGAAAACUAAAGAGAAAUGAUCAACCUUAUGGCACAGAUGCAUGUCUGAUGAUUAUUCAUCUGUUUCAUAUGGUUAGGAUUAAGUAAAAAACGCUGGUGUAUUCCUUUAAGGUCAGGGUUGAAUACGGACCAGAAGCACAGGCCCUAAAUGGGGUAAAACUAUGUAGUCAAUGGCCCAGUUCAGCAUUCAGGUGUUUUAAGAAAAACAUGGUUUUAAGAAAAACAUUAUUAUUAUUAUUAUUAUUGUUGUUGUUAUUUUGAUUUGGCCAGCACAAUGACACUUUGGUCAUAAUCUUUUCCUGUGAUGUGUUCUCCAUUAAGUGUAACCUACCUUUAGGUCAAUGCCACUGCCAAUGCCAAGUAGCAUUAACCUAAAAGGAGUAGAAUGAAAAGGAGCUGAGAACAUUGUUAUAUUUUCUGUAAAUAUGGUUUGAUGGGACGGAUUUGAGCAGUUUCUUGUUUAGAACUUCACCCUCCCCUUUCUUUCUAAGCAGUUCCUACUAUUGUGGGAGGAAUGAUUUUAAAAGUAAUGGGCAGAAUACUCUUUCUUUAUAAGUUAAGGGGUUCUAAAAUUUCCAGUUGAAUUUACUUUCUCCAAUUGUCUUGUGUUUUUGUAAUUGGUUAUGGCAGGGUUGAUAGACUGAGGGUUGCAGUAAAGCACAGGUUGGUGUUUUUCUUGCUCUAACACUCUGAAUAAGUCUGGCAAUUAUCUGUUGAAGAGGACAGUUUGCCAAAUUGCCCAGGAAUCUGGCCUUCCAGAACUGCAGUUCUCCUCCUCUGCCUUGUUUUUGUCUGUUGCCAAAUUAUACUUUGAUGUUAUGUUCUGAAAAAAAAAAACAAGGAAUGUGUGAUAUCAAAAAAUGCAAGC
Pygocentrus nattereri (red-bellied piranha) is the source of this 5860-nucleotide messenger RNA. It is a transcript of the gene scai, whose product is annotated as suppressor of cancer cell invasion. Gene Ontology annotation, cellular component: nucleus. Gene Ontology annotation, biological process: DNA-templated transcription. The record is from RefSeq and is a predicted model, not a curated record. The coding region runs from base 375 to 2144 and encodes 589 amino acids. NCBI's taxonomy places the organism in Eukaryota, Metazoa, Chordata, Actinopteri, Characiformes, Serrasalmidae. The transcript has 18 exons. Gene Ontology annotation, molecular function: transcription corepressor activity.